This is a messenger RNA of Sapajus apella (tufted capuchin), 1224 nucleotides long. RefSeq names its product cylicin 2 (gene CYLC2). The transcript is spliced from 5 exons. The coding region runs from base 1 to 1224 and encodes 407 amino acids. The record is from RefSeq and is a predicted model, not a curated record. NCBI's taxonomy places the organism in Eukaryota, Metazoa, Chordata, Mammalia, Primates, Cebidae. Gene Ontology annotation, molecular function: structural constituent of cytoskeleton. Gene Ontology annotation, cellular component: nucleus.
AUGUCUCUCCCACGAUUCCAAAAAGUAAACUUUGGGACAUAUGAUAAUUACAUUCCAGUCAGUGAAUUAAGCAAAAAAUCAUGGAAUCAACAACACUUCGCCCUGUCAUUUCCAAAACCACAACGGCCAGGAACGAAAAGAAGAUCAAAACCUUCUCAAAUAAGGGACAAUACAGGUCCUACAAUUGAUGAAGAACAAUUAAGAGGAGGUCAUAGACGACCAUUAUGGAUGUACCGUUCUCUAAUGAGAAUUCCCGAGAGACCAUCCAUUUAUUUAGCUGCCAGGAGGCAGCCUCUCAAACCAACUCGUACUGCCAAGGCAGAUUCUAAAGCAGCAGAUAUUGGUAAGAAAGGUGAAGACAAGACAACAGAGAAGGACACAACAGGUUCCGAAUCAGAAUUAAAACAAGGGAAAAAAGAUGUAAAGAAAGGCAAGGAUGUAGAUAAAGGAAAAGAUGAAAAGCUAGAUGCAAAGAAAGAUAGCAAAAAAGGUGAAAAAGAUGCAAAGAAGGGAAAAGACUUGGCUACAGAAUCUGAAGAUGAAAAAGGAGGUGCAAAGAAAGAUAGGAAAAAAGGUAAAAAGGAUGCAAAGAAGGGAAAAGACUCAGCUACAGAAUCUGAAGAUGAAAAAGGAGAUGCAAAGAAAGAUAGCAAAAAAGAUAAAAAGGAUGCAAAAAAGGGCAAAGACUCAGCCACAGAAUCUGAAGAUGAAAAAGGAGGUACAAAGAAAGAUGCCAAAAAAGACAAAAAAGAUUCAAAGAAGGGCAAGGAUUCAACCACAGAAUCAGAAUCUAUAAAAGCAGAUGAAAAGAAGGAUGAGGAUGGGAAAAAAGAUGCAAAGAAAGGUGAUGAACUGAAGGAUGCCAAGAAAGAUGCUAAGAAAGAUGCAAAGGAGAAUAAAAAGGAUAAGAAAGAUAAGAAGCCCAGUAGUACAGACAGUGACUCGAAGGAUGAUGCCAAGAAAGAGUCUAAGAAGGAUGCCAAGAAAGAUGCAAAGAAAGACUCUGACAAAGAAUCUUCUGACUCAAAGAAGGAUGCAAAGAAGGAUGCAAAGAAAGAUGCAAAGAAAGAUGCAAAGAAGGAUGAAAAGAAGGAUGCAAAGAAGGAUGAAAAGAAGGAUGCAAAGAAGGAUGAAAAGAAGGAUGCAAAGAAGGAUGCAAAGAAAGAUGCAAAGAAGGAUGCAAAGAAGGAUGAAAAGAAGGAUGCAAAGAAGAAGGGCAAGUAG